CCUCCUCGCCUCUCCUCCCGCGCAAAACUCAACCCGCCAGACCGACCAUGAAGCGCCCCAGCCGCGCCCCGGGAGCGACGUUCGGGGCCUUCGGCGCUCCGGGCGGGACGGGCACCCUGUCGUACCUGGCCGAGCCGCCGUCGUUUAGCGCCGUGUCGGAUCCGAACGUUGUCGUCAGCCUCAAGAACCUGCUCAAGAAGGACAGCACCACCAAGACCAAGGCGCUCGAGGACCUGCUGGCCCACGUCCAGGCCUGGCCCCACGAGCGCAACGGCGGCGUCGAGGAUGCGCUGCUGGACGUCUGGACCGCCGUCUACCCCCGCCUCAGCAUCGAUAACGCCCGCCGCGUCCGCGAGCUGGCGCACAGCCUGCAGUUCGAGCUCAUCAAGUCGGCGCGGCGGCGGGCCGAGCGGCACAUCCCCAAGAUCGUGGGUGCCUGGCUGGCCGGGCUGUACGACCGCGACCGCGGCGUUGCGCGCGCCGCCAGCGAAGGCCUGUCGUCGCUCAUCAACACCCCGGAUAAGGUCGCCGCCUUCUGGCGCAAGUGCCAGGCGCAGAUCCUCGACUACGCCAUCGAUGCCAUCCGUGAGACCCCCGACACCCUCAGCGAUGACCGGUCGACGACCAAGGACGACGCCGAGGCCAAAUAUAUCCGCGUCGUGGCCGGCAGCUUGUCGCUGGUGCUCAGCCUGCUGCAGCGGCUUACCGACGAGGAAAUCGCCGGCCUAGGCGACAAGCUGGACGACUUCUUCUCCGAGGACGCCGUCUGGCGCGCCAUUACCUUCAACGACGCCGCCGUGCGGAAAACGGUGUGCCACCUCCUCAUCACUUGCCUCAACCGCAAGCUCCCUUAUGCCGAAUCCACACAAGCGAGGCAGGCCAUGGUCACGGGCGGCCUCAAGACCAACCAGACCGGGUCAGCGCUUGACUAUGUCCGCGCCCUGACGAGGCUGUCACGGGCCGUCCCUGAUCUUUGGACACCUGCACCCAAAGAAAAGAAGCCCGCGCUUUCACGAUUGCGGCAGUUUAUCGAAAAGGGAUCACAGGGCUGUCCCGCAAAGUUCUGGGAGCAUCUUGACGAGCUGAUAUCCGUCCUGCCAGAGGCCCAGAUGAAGAAGCUGGAGACGGCCUCUGAGUUCCUGGAAGCUGUCAAAGCCGGUGUCACAAAUCGCGAAGAGCCCCGGACAAACACCUCCAUGGCCUGGAAGUGCUAUAUCGAUACCCUCAAGCGCUUAAUCAAGAACCUUUCCGACGACGAGAAGCUUGUCUUCGCCCGCGAGCAAGUAUUCCCACUCUUUGAACAUUCGCUUCUCACCGUGUCCGACAAGCCGGUGGCCAUUCCCUUGGGACCCAAUGCCAUGAGCAUCUUGGUGGAAGCCCAUCUUACAAUUCUUCGGGGCCCUUCAGUCGUCGUUGCGGCAUCAGCAGAGGAGUGGGAACGGCUAGGUCAGUUGCUGUGCACCAGAAUCUCAAAUUCUUUGCCGGAGGUGUCUCGCGAGUACCAGUCGUCACAGGAAAAGAUUGGCGAGGAGGGCCGCCGGUGGUUCGGCCUUGUCGGAGAGAUCCACCGGAAGUUGGCCAGCAUCGGAGAAUCUCUGCCUGACCAGACAGCCGCUCCAUCCAAGACUGUCAUCGACCAGUGCGUAUCCAUUCUGCAGAAUCGGAAUAUGAAGCCGUUUGGGGCUGCAGUUGCCCUCGAAUACGCACUGAGCACCGCCCAGCACCUCUUCGACGGCGAGACCGGAGACAAGGUCGCGGAGUUCUUAUCUACCGCUGCACGAGACUCGGCGGAAAAGGUCAUACAGUCGGCCUCAAGCAGACCGCUGUUGUCCUGCCUUAACCUGUUGGGGGCAAUCCCCUCCCGAGAACAAACGUACCGCACCAUUUGGAACUCGUGGAUCGAGGCGGUCUUGGAGUUCCCUGACCGCGCCACUCGCAACUCGGCCCUCGCCUCCCUCAUUUCCGAAGAAAAGGCAUCCGAGCCCACGCAAGGGAAUGCUAAGCUCCAGGCGUACAUCAUUUCAGAAGCUAUCGAGGCUGUCAAGGGCCAGGCACCUGGAUGGGAGCUGCUAGAGGCUGCCAUGAACGAGAAAGGCCUCUCUGACGAGAGCUGCAAACAACUUUCCGAAAAGCUAUUAGACAUCUUAGACAAGGAACAGGCAUUGGCAGAACCGGCACUGAGAGCAUUAGAGAUUAUUGCCAAGGGCAGGCCACAGCUCUUUACCGAAAACGACUCUCUUCAUACAGCUUUGGUUGCACAGCUAUUGAGUCUCUCUGAAAUCAGCAGCAAUGUCGUCUCAUCAAAGGCCAUUGCGAUCCGCGCUAUUCUGCAGGGCGAGGGAGGUGCCGGCACUCAGCCGGUCAUUGAAAUCAUACAAGACAACCUCGAGGGAGCAGGCCCUCAGUCGUUGGAUAUCGAGACGCUCUCCAAGCAGGCUCAACAGGCACACGCUGCCGGCAUCGCCGUUGAGGAAAUCUUUCCCGGCACGAAUGCCUGGAUGCAGAAGCUGGCGCCCUUCUUGGAACAGCCCAUCAACCCGUCUCUGUCAAUCACCAACAGCCUGGGCGGUGCUGCCACGCUGGCCAAUGUGACGGCUCAGCCGAAUGAGAUCCGCGUGCCCAGAGACAGGAAGGGCCGUUCAGUGCCACUGAGAAUGUCUCUUUAUUCUGCGCGUCUCCUCGAAGAAGGGGUGGAUGUUGCCAAGCUCCCACGCGAGUUUCAGGUUGAGCUGCUCUACAUUCAGUGCCUCACUAUCCAGCUUGUUACCGACCAGAUCACUUCGAGAGACGAAAACGGGCUAUGGCUCACCUUGGACACCGCCGAGGCCGUGUCGGAGGCAGAAUCCCUGGUGACGACUCUGAGGACCUCUAUCAUCAACAAGAGCUCGCUGGCGUCUCAGUGGUGGGAUAACUCGGUGGACGAAGAGCAGGCUCACAUAUUCCGCGGACUUGUCGACCUUCUCAAGGAAGAGUCCAGGGAGCUGACGUCCAGAGGUGUCUACAGUGCCCGGGCUCUGAGCGACAUCAUCCAGGCCGUGGCCGAGGCACACGGCCUGCUGCCCAGUCUGGAGGAGACACUGCUCAAGCCAGUGCUGACGAAGGCUGCCCCAGAGACUGCUCUUCUCGCUGCUGCCUCGAUUUCCGGAUUUGGGGAGACGAUCAAGUCUUCCAAACUGGCGAGCAACUUUUGCAACCGGCUCGUCAGCGACAUUGCAGGAGCUUCUGCAGAUGACAGUAAAACCAUGAUGAUUCUCGUUCUGCUUUCUCUGUCGGCGCAGGUGUAUGACGGUGGAGAGCUUCCGGUGGCCAACAACCGCAUCGUGUUCGCCGUCAGACAGAUUACGUCGUGGCUAGAAGACGGCGAGCCAUUGAGCGCGCCUCUCUCGGCCGAGAUCUGCCGAGUGCUGAACCAGCUGCUGCCCUGCAUGAGCGACGUCUUUGGCUCGUACUGGGAAAAGGCCAUUGAGUUCAGUCUCGAUCUGUGGGAGCAGGCGGCCAGCUACCCUCUUCCCGACGCCCUGCCCUUCAUCCACUCCUCGCUCAAGCUUGUCAAGACGCUGGAGAACAUUGAGGAUCCAAACGACGAUUUGCAGGACGCACUCCGAGAAUCGGCGAGCAAGAGGUCCAAGUCGCUGAUUGAGCUGCUGAAGCUGCCGCGCGGAGCCAGCAGCCAGCCCCUGGAGAUUGUAGACGCCAUGCUUUGCCGGGAGGUGGAGAAGGUGUCUAUCAAGAACUUGAAGGACGUCUCGGAUAUCUACGAGCUGGUUGCUUCAGAAUCGCAGGAUAUUCAGACGGCGGCCUUUGAUCUGCUGCACAGGGCAUUGCCGGCGAUUCAGGAGCAGCGGUCCAUUGACACCGUUCUGGACAAGACUGAUGCUCGUCUCCCUGAUGAACUACUGUCUCUGCUCCUCGACGCCCCUACUCUGGAGCGGUAUUCCGACGAGAUGCUGGCGCAGUUCCCGUCCCCCAUCCGCAGCUACUUGCUAUCAUGGAAGCUUGUCUUUGACGCAUACUCGGCGUCGUCGUUUAAGCUGAGGAGCGACUUUACAGAAAACCUAAAGACGGACGAUUACAUUUCACCCUUUUUGGACUUCAUGUUUGACGUCCUCGGCCACUCGGCGGCACAUCCGCUGAACCUCGAGAGAGAACAGCUCACGACGGAGCAUAUCCAGAACUACGACAUCAAGGUCGCCCGGUCGGAGCCGGAAGAACGGAGCAUGCAGUGGCUGCUGGUGCACCUGUUUUACCUGACGCUCAAGUACAUCCCCGGCCUCUUCAAGGCAUGGUACCUGGCCUGUCGCUCCAAGCAGACGCGCAUCGCGGUCGAGGCCUGGACGACAAAGUACUUUUCGCCGCUCAUCAUUUCCGAGACGCUGGACGACGUGCAGGCGUGGGUAGACCAGCAGGAGCCUCCCGGGCCUGACGAGCAGGAGGUGGUCGUGCGGAUCUCCAAGAACGCGCGCGAGGUGCUCGUGGGCUACGAGGUGGACGAGACGCAAGCGUCCAUCGUGAUCAAGGUGUCGCCCAACUACCCGAUCGAGGCCGUGACGGUGACGGGCCAAGAAGCCGUCGCCGUCAAGGAGCGCACGUGGAACAGCUGGAUCAUGACGACGCAGGGCGUCAUCACCUUCUCGGGCGGCAGCGUGAUUGACGGGCUGCAGAUCCUCAAGCGCAACAUCGUGGGCGCGCUCAAGGGCCAGACGGAGUGCGCCAUCUGCUACAGCGUGAUCGCGGCCGACAAGCGCAUGCCGGACAAGCGGUGCUCGACGUGCAAGAACCUGUUCCACCGGACGUGCUUGUACAAGUGGUUCCAGAGCAGCAGCCAGAAUACGUGUCCGCUGUGCAGGAACCCGAUUGACUAUCUGGGUUCCGAUGGGCAGAAGAGGAGGCGUGCGCAGAGGGAGAGGGAUGAUUUUUGA
This is a messenger RNA of Trichoderma citrinoviride, 4919 nucleotides long. RefSeq lists its product as hypothetical. Gene Ontology annotation, biological process: ribosome-associated ubiquitin-dependent protein catabolic process; rescue of stalled cytosolic ribosome. Gene Ontology annotation, molecular function: zinc ion binding; ubiquitin protein ligase activity; ribosomal large subunit binding. The transcript is spliced from 2 exons. NCBI's taxonomy places the organism in Eukaryota, Fungi, Ascomycota, Sordariomycetes, Hypocreales, Hypocreaceae. Gene Ontology annotation, cellular component: cytosol; RQC complex. The record is from RefSeq and is a predicted model, not a curated record. The coding region runs from base 48 to 4919 and encodes 1623 amino acids.